GGUUUGUUGGUGUUACUGCUUUACAGUGCAGUGUGUCAUUUAAUUUCAGUACACACUAUGCUAGCUGAAUGAAAAUGGAUUCAUGUCGACUUACAGGUGAUUUAUGGUGCAUCUUUUCCGCAGAUACAGACGCAGAGAUUUUUAGAUUUGGCAACUGAUUUUCAGCAGAGAACUCGCUGGUGCUUUGCUAAAGGGGAAGUGCAGGGGAAAAAAAAGUGUAUGCGUGUGUUAGUUAUUUUGAUAUUGAUAUUAACUCCAAAUUCAGUGCUUCUGUAUUCCAAUUAAUCCGAUUAAAAAUCGGGGUUUAUCAGAUCAGUAUCGGAUCAUUGUCAGAUGAAAGGUUCAUUUUUCUCAUAUACUUUGCCGUUUGAUGUAAGUAGGGCAUCCUUGAUUUGGACCAGAUUACUUUGUUGCGUAUCGCACUGAGUUUAGAUUUUUCCCCCUUUCUUCCUCCAGAAAUGAACGACACCCUGACUCGCGCCGUCUUCUGCUCCUGAGGUCUACGUUCCUACCCUGCUGAAAUGUAGCUCUGUAAACAUAUCGGGACAUUACAGUUAGACUUAAUGAUAAGUUGCUGCAACCAGUAAAAUAUAAGAAUAUGGAGUCCAGAACAAGCUCUGAUACUCAGCAAACAUCCUCCGGGAUCCUCCACUCGCACACAUCUCACGAACAAACGCAGAGAAGCAGCCAAGAGAGACCUCACUGCUGCUUGGAGUGCGGAAAGAGUUUUAGUAAGCUGCAUCGUCUUCGCAAACACCAGCGUACUCACACUGGAGAGAAGCCGUAUUCCUGCUCAGAGUGCGGGAGGAGGUUUACUCUGCCGAGUAGCCUCCGAAUACACCAACGCAUCCACACAGGAGAGAAGCCGUAUCCCUGCUCAGAGUGCGGGAGGAGGUUUACUCUGCAGAGUCAUCUCCAGCAACACCAGCGCAUUCACACAGGAGAGAGGCCAUUUCAGUGCUUAGAGUGCGGGAAAAGUUUUAAUCGACAAACAACUCUCCAGCAGCACCAGCUCAUUCACACAGGAGAGAAGCCGUAUCACUGCUCAGUGUGUGGGAAGAGGUUUACUGUACACAGUAACCUCAAGACACACCAGCGCAUUCACACAGGAGAGAAGCCGUAUUACUGCUCAGAGUGUGGAAAGUGUUUUACUCUACAGAAUCAUCUCCAGCAACACGAGCUCAUACACACAGGAGAGAAGCCGCAUAACUGCUCGGUGUGCGGGAAGAGCUUUUCUCAAAAGGAAACCGAUUUUGUGACACUCUUUUACCGGCGGUCGGGCUACCAGAGGAGACAGAAGACGCUGCUCCAGACACCUGCCGAAGCGUCUACCUUCGAAGGAUACAUAAGUGUAUGUUACCAAGGAAGUCUUUUACAGGUUUUAAAGUGACAUGACUUCAUCCAUGCCCAGAGAGGACAGACGAACAUGGAGCAAUCCAGCUAUAGGUUAAAUUCUGUAUUUAUAUAUUCUCUGUAUUGUGUAUUUUGUACUUAAUGUAAAGUAAAAUAAAAUCUAAAGAGUAGAA
Pygocentrus nattereri (red-bellied piranha) is the source of this 1526-nucleotide messenger RNA. Its product is annotated as zinc finger protein 583-like. Lineage: Eukaryota; Metazoa; Chordata; Actinopteri; Characiformes; Serrasalmidae. The record is from RefSeq and is a predicted model, not a curated record. The coding region runs from base 599 to 1390 and encodes 263 amino acids. Gene Ontology annotation, molecular function: DNA-binding transcription factor activity; RNA polymerase II cis-regulatory region sequence-specific DNA binding. The transcript has 2 exons. Gene Ontology annotation, biological process: regulation of transcription by RNA polymerase II.